This is a messenger RNA of Caenorhabditis elegans, 985 nucleotides long. RefSeq names its product Low-density lipoprotein receptor domain class A (gene Y34D9A.8). The record is from RefSeq and is marked reviewed. Bases 182 to 718 code for a protein of 178 amino acids. NCBI's taxonomy places the organism in Eukaryota, Metazoa, Nematoda, Chromadorea, Rhabditida, Rhabditidae. The transcript is spliced from 5 exons.
ACAGCUUCACCCGAAUUUCUCUGCGCGUCUCUUUUACACAGCGUGCUCUCUCGCCCGCCGCACAGCUUCUCUUAGCCGUCUCGGGAAUCGAUCACAUGUAGUCGUGUGGAGCACAAGGAAGAGAGCAUUAUUUCGAAAUUUGGUGCCUUUUAUUACGUUCACCGCGCGCGCGCUCACAACUAUGAACGCUCAAUUUCUGAUUUUUCUAAUGAUCUACCGUGUUAAUUCGCAGUACGAACCGCAAUCGAAUAUUGAUCGUCUGGCACAAAGACCCGUUCUACCACAAUGUCCACGGGAAUGGGAAUGGGCGUGUCGAAACGGAGAAUGCAUAGCACAUUAUGACGUUUGUGACGGGAUUACGCAGUGCACCGACGGGUCCGACGAGUGGAAUUGCGAAGCGAGGGGCGGAGCGCCGAUGGCUCGUGAGGGAGUUGCUCAACCACGACAGACAAAUGUGCAGGCCACCGUAGCGGCGGUGAAGGAGACAACGACGAUAACCGCUGAAUCUUCAGGCACCGUCACAAUCCAAUACUCGCACAUUUUCUUCGCCUUUGUCGCGUUUUUCGUUCUCUCGGUUGCCGUAGUCGCUGUGAUUCGUCGGCGAUCACGACAAAAAUCCGGAUUUCGAAAUCGACGUGGCGGCGGGCACGGGGGCCCGAGCAUACUGCAACAGGAUUCCGACGAAGACGAUAUUCUAAUCAGUUCUAUGUAUUCUUGAAUUUCGUUUUUUUUUUGGCACGUGGGGUGCCAGGCUGUCCCAUUACGGUUUGAUCUACAAAAAAUGCGGGAAUUUUUUGCCCAGAAAAAUGUGAGAACUCUGCGUCUCUUCUCCCGCAUUUUUUGUAGAUCAGCGUAGAUCAAGCCGCAAUGAGACACUCUGCUAACACCACGUGUUUUGGCUGUACUACUUUUCUCUCUUUUCUCACUUUUAUCUCGGGUUGUGUCAUUGAAUUAUGAAGAAAAAAAUAAAUCAAAUACAUAAAAA